AUCUGAAUCAGGUGUGUAGCUGGCAUCUCCAGACACGUCACAGCUCUGUCCAGCAGUGCUGCUCCAUUAAUUGAAAGCAGUCUACCUGAUCAAACACGUUUGAGAGGAAACAUGGGGACAGCGAUGCUUUUCGUCGGAUUGUUUGUAGUUUCUGCAUUUCUUUGGCACGGUGCGUCUGGUUCAGACGGAGUCUCGGUGUCAGUGAUGGAGGGAGAUUCAGUCACUCUACACACUGAUGUUAAAAUAAACCUACAAGAAAAGAUUAACUGGUAUUUUAAUGAUGUUCUCAUCGCUCGACUCAGUGGAAAUCUCAGUUAUUCCUGUACUGAUGUUCAGUGUAAUAAAGGCACUGAGAGAUUCAGAGACAGACUGAAGCUGAACAAUCAGACCGGAUCUCUGAGCAUCAGGAACAUCACAAUCACAGACUCGGGACUUUACAAAUUAAUCAUCUUCAGCAGCAACAACAGUGAUAGCGAAACGAUCUUCAAUGUAACUCUUCAAGGUGUGUCUGGUUCAGACGGAGUGUCAGUGAUUGAGGGAGAUUCAGUCACUUUAAACACUGACGUUAAAACAAACCAAACUGAAAAGAUUAACUGGUAUUUUAAUGACGCGCUCAUCGCUCAAAUCAGUGGUAAUCUCAGUUAUUCCUGUACUGAUGUUCAGUGUAAUAAUGGCACGGAGAGAUUCAGAGACAGACUGAAGCUGAACAAUCAGACCGGAUCUCUGAGCAUCAGGAACAUCACAAUCACAGACUUGGGACUUUACAAAUUAAUCAUCUUCAGCAGCAACAACAGUGAUAGCGAAACGAUCUUCAAUGUAACUCUUCAAGUUACUUUUCGCCCCCUAAAGAUCCUCCAGGAGCUGUUGUUUUGUGUUUCAUGUGUUUCUGCAGCUGAACGAGGUGAAAUAAGUGUGAAGGAGGGAGAAAAUGUUACGUUGGGUCCCGGUGUUAUAAAAAAACCAAUUGAUCCGAUGAGGUGGUAUUACAAUGACACUCUCAUCGUUGAAAUCACUGCUGACCAGUGUAAGACCUGGAGCGAUGAACAGGGUCAUAGUAGUAAUGAGAGAUUCAGAGACAGACUGGAGGUAAAUCAGACCGGAUCUCUGACCAUCAGGAACACCACGAACACAGACUCUGGAGUUUAUCAUCUCCAGAUCAACAGCAGCAGAUUCAGCGUCAUCAGGAGCUUCGGUCUCACGGUCACUGGGAGUGCAGUGCAACUUCCCACUCCAAAGGGGAUUGACUCUAAAGAUUCAGGUCCGCCUUCAGUAAAACCUGGCUUAUUCAGCACACGUGGUUUCGGGAAGAAGCUUUAUAAAGGGAGACGAGAUUAAAAAACAAAUAAGCGGAGUCAUCUGUUAAAAGUCCAAGGAUGAGGCAGGAAAACGUCACCAGACCUAACAGGAUCAGAACUGGAUUGUGUCUCUGCACUUUAGCUUCUGUUGUGGAGCUUUAACUUGAAUAACUUUAGGCCACACUUAAUCAUAAAGCACGCACUUGUUACUAGUUAUGGAGAACAUUAUCUGGACACUGCUUAUUCAUCUGGAAUAGGUUUACAUUUAGCAUGUAUGGAAUUUACUUCUGUGCCAAUUAAAAUGAAUGUGUAAUAUAAUUUGAAUAAAAUGUAAUUGAAACUGAUUAAAAAAAAAUGCAGGCAUAAUCUUUGACUCUGUUUUCAAUAAAAUGCAUGUUUUGCAA
Messenger RNA from Carassius gibelio (silver crucian carp), 1699 nucleotides. RefSeq names its product matrix-remodeling-associated protein 5-like. The coding region runs from base 112 to 1335 and encodes 407 amino acids. The transcript has 7 exons. Lineage: Eukaryota; Metazoa; Chordata; Actinopteri; Cypriniformes; Cyprinidae. The record is from RefSeq and is a predicted model, not a curated record.